AUGGAAGACCACGGCAUGACGCGCAUGCAGGAGCUCAUGAGCAGCUACUACGGACUGAAUGCAAAGGAAAGCAGACAGGAUCAAGAGCGGAAUAUCGACUCGACCGGAUUCGAUGCCAAGGUCUACGUUAAGGAGCUACUAAGCACCCGCAGACUCAAUGAUUUGCUCGCAAUGGACGACAAGUUGAUACGUGAGAUCAAAGAGCUGGACACUGACAUGCAGAUGCUCGUGUACGAGAACUACAGCAAGUUCCUUACCGCAACAGACACGAUCCGCAAGAUCAAGAACAAUGUAGCUACGAUGGAGGACGAAGUCGCGCGUGUGGUCAAGAGCAUGGACGUUAUCACGGCCAAGAGUGAGAGCAUCGACGUGGCCUUGGCACCGCAUCGAGCUGAGGUGGACAAACUUCUCGGCGUGCGGCGAUUGUUGAAGAAGUUUGAGUUUAUUUUUGAGCUGCCUCAGAAGCUCCACACGGCUGUGAAGCAAAAGGAGUACGCAAACGCUGUCAAGUAUUACCUGCUUGCACGCCGGGUUCUGGAGCGAUAUGAACACAUUUCGUCGUUCAAGACAAUCCGAAUCGAAACCGAGGAAGCGAUUCAGCUGCUUGAACGUCUGCUUAAGGAGCGAAUGCUUGACGCAACACUCGAGUCGGAAGAGCUUUGCGUUACCGUUGAGCUUCUGCAUCAACUGGGGGCCUGCAAUGAAGAGAUCCGCGACCAGUUUGUCGAAUGGCACCGAGUGUACUUUGUCCGUGUGGUAGCAGUGUUUAAGACUCAACGCAAGGCUGCUUCAGUGUUGGACUUCCUUCAACGAUUCAACGCAGACGUGCUAUCAAGAAUGGGUCGGGUGUUUGUAGUCUACAAGACCCACCUGAUGCCCGAGGCUAUUGCAAGCGAGACAUCGUUGUCUUCAGACACAGUUCGUGAUGACUUGUUUCUUCAAUUUGUGAAAGAGCUAUCUUCGCUCUAUCUGGGCGAAUGCAUUGUGCAAUUUUGCCGCCAGCACACAAAUUUCGGAUCGAGAGACGAACUCCUUGAUGCGCUGCACAACAACGAUCUCUCCUCCGACACUGCCAAAAGCGAGUACUUUGUUUUUUUGCGCGUGAUGAAGCACUUUGUCUCGCAAGUGGAGGAUGUGGAUAGAAGCAUUCCAAUGUGCGGACUAGCUCGGGAUGCUACUGAAAUCGUGGAAAGCUGCGUGCGCUUCCAGAUUGAAGCUGUGUUUCGGAGGCUACGCGAGGACACCCGGGAUCUCUUGGUUACUUCUUACGAAAAUGUUUGCAGUCUGGGGCGAAGCUCACGCGAAGAUGGACUGAGCGUUCGGCCAUUAGCGAAAGAGGCAGCGGGGACAUUUACGGACAUGAUGCAGAAAGUGUUGCAGCAAAUGGAGCUCAUAGUGCAAACGGGCUCUUCGAUUCUUCCCGAGUUGAGUCAGCUCUUCCGUGACUUAGUCCAGGGUCAAUUCUGCAUGUCCUUGAAGUGGUUCAACGUGUCAGUUCUCCAGUACGCGGAGCCCAAGCGUGCGUUUGCUCCACUAGACGGAACGUCUGAAAUUCGAUCUGAAGAACAAGACCCUGUGACGCUUCCAUGGUUGGACUCCACCCCGCAGUUCUUGCUGUUCCUGGCAUGUCUGUGCCAAGAGUUGUCAGCGAAAGGCAUUAGUGAGUGCGCUCAUGGUUUAAAUGAGCGCUUGUCAGCCCUUUUGCCUUCAUCGGACCUCCCCGAAAGUGGCCCGAUUAGCAGUCGCCGGGAACAGCAGUAUGACGCAACGCACAUGAUUGGAGUGACCCGUGAAUCUGCUGCGGAGCUACUGCGGCACGUCGCAAAGAUGUAUGGCAACCAGCUGUGCAUCAUCGUCUACAACGGAAUGGCUGCUACGUCGUGGUCUGACAUGGACGAGGAGCCAAGAACUGUGCAGGAAAUGAUGGCUGCAGUCGUAGAGACUACUUUUCGCUUUGGGAAGGAAGUCGCUGUGGCACUCGAUGACGAGCAAAGCGUGUUUACUGGAAACAAGAGUCACACACAUGGCCGUGACUUCCGCCGGCGUGCAAGUGUGCUUCGGUCUCGCAACGCAGGAGUCGCAGCAGCAUCGUCAGGGAUGCAGCUUAAUGUGGAUCGGGUGUUUGCGCGUAAAAUCCACACUUUUCCCUUUCAGCUGGACCUCACUGCAGAUGCAUUCGUUCAGGCCAUGCUGAAAAUGUGCAUCAAAGCCUUUAGUGAGUGGGUGAGGUUGUUGGAAUUGACCAAGUUUGGCUUGCAGCAAAUUCAACUGGACGCUGAAUUUCUGCGCAGCGCGCUGAUGCAUAUCGUGGUGGCCCGCAAAGCCGACGAGGAAAUCGAGGACCUUUUGUCGGACCUGCUGUCGAACGCACGCGCUCGAGCAGUCGAAGAUACGUUGAUGGACCAGGCUAGUGUCAGCGCCAUUGUUAGCUCCAAGAGCUCCCAAGUUUUGUCACGAUGGCGAUAA
Hyaloperonospora brassicae is the source of this 2466-nucleotide messenger RNA. Lineage: Eukaryota; Oomycota; Peronosporomycetes; Peronosporales; Peronosporaceae. The record is from the annotation of a GenBank genome assembly.